Messenger RNA from Gadus macrocephalus (Pacific cod), 5793 nucleotides. RefSeq names its product E3 SUMO-protein ligase PIAS1-like. Gene Ontology annotation, biological process: protein sumoylation; regulation of transcription by RNA polymerase II. Gene Ontology annotation, molecular function: transcription coregulator activity; zinc ion binding; SUMO ligase activity. Lineage: Eukaryota; Metazoa; Chordata; Actinopteri; Gadiformes; Gadidae. The record is from RefSeq and is a predicted model, not a curated record.
CUAUCACGCUUGCGCAAAGAAAAACAAGAUGGCGGAGAGUGCGGAACUGAAGCAAAUGGUGAUGAGCCUGCGCGUGUCGGAGCUGCAGGUACUGCUGGGCUACGCCGGGCGCAACAAGCACGGACGCAAGCACGAGCUGCUGACCAAGGCCCUGCACCUGCUGAAGGCCGGCUGCGGCCCCGCCGUGCACGUGAAGAUCAAGGAGCUGUACAGACGCCGCUUCCCCGCCAAGAUGGUGUCCCCCUCAGAGCUGGCGCCCGCGCCGCACCGCCCGGGCUCCGGGCCCGGGGGAGGGGGCGCGGCGGCCCUGCCCUCCGGCCUCUCCCAGCUGGCCUACGAGGGGCUGGGCGGGGCCCCGUCGCCGGCCGCGCUCCUGCCGCUUACCCUGCUGGGCCCCGGGAAGCAUGAGCUGAGCGGCCUGCCGCCGCACCACCACCUGCCCGCCUCGGCCUCCCUGCACCCACUGCACCCCGACGUCAAGCUGCAGAGGCUGCCUUUCUACGACCUGCUGGAUGAGCUCAUCAAGCCCACAACAUUGGCUUCAGACAGCAGCCAGCGGUUUCAGGAGACGUGUUUUGCCUUUGCGUUGACCCCACAGCAGGUCCAGCAGAUAAGCGGCUCCAUGGACAUCUCGGGGACCAAGUGUGACUUCUCAGUUCAGGUUCAGCUGAGGUUCUGUCUGUCUGAGACCAGCUGUCCACAGGAAGACCAUUUUCCGCCCAAUCUCUGCGUGAAAGUCAACGGGAAGCCCUGCAAUCUGCCGGGUUUUCUUCCUCCAACCAAAAACGGCGUGGAGCCGAAGCGGCCCAGCCGCCCUGUCAACAUUACCUCCCUGGUGCGGUUGUCCACCACCGUGCCCAACACCAUUGUGGUGUCCUGGACCUCAGAGAUCGGACGGAGCUACUCCAUGGCAGUGUACCUGGUGAAGCAGCAGUCGUCCACUAUCUUGUUACAGAGGCUACGCUCCAAAGGCAUCAGGAACCCAGACCACUCGCGAGCACUCAUCAAAGAGAAGCUCACAGCAGACCCGGACAGUGAGAUAGCCACCACCAGCCUGCGGGUGUCCUUACUUUGCCCGCUGGGCAAGAUGCGUCUGACCAUCCCGUGCCGGGCACUCACCUGCUCCCACCUGCAGUGCUUCGACGCCACACUGUACCUGCAGAUGAACGAGAAGAAGCCCACCUGGGUGUGUCCUGUCUGCGACAAGAAGGCGCCCUAUGAGCACCUCAUUAUCGACGGGCUCUUCAUGGAGAUUCUGAACAGCUGCACGGACUGUGACGAGAUCCAGUUCAAGGAGGACGGCUGUUGGUCCCCCAUGAGGUGGAAGAAGGAGGUGCAGGAGGUGUCGUCUGCUUCCCACAGCAACGGAGUGGACGGCUCCUGCAGGACGUCGUCGGCAGAGCAGCGCACCUCGUCCUCAGGGGGGGGUGGGGGCGGCAAGAAGGUGGAGGUGAUCGACCUGACGCUGGACAGCUCGGAGGACGACGUGGCGGAAGAAGACGACGACGACGACGACAACUACGAGAGCCAAGAUUCGCCCGCACCCCCUCCCCCGCCGCCGCCGCUCCCGCCCCCCGCCAAGCGGCCCUGCCCGUCCCGCUCGCCCACCUCCCCGCCCGUCAACCACAAGGGGGUAUUGAACCUGCACCAUCCGUCCCCACCACUCAGCCGCACUCCCAGCAUGCAGAGUGUGGAUGCCAGCUACAUCCCCCCUGUACCUCCCCUCAUACAGGACUACAGACCCUACUACCACACGCCCACCGAUCUGUCGGAUUUGAGCUUCUUCUCCUUCCUGCAAGGGGACAAUCAUCAGCACUACAACAUGGUGAUGGCCGCGGCCGCCGCCGCCUCGUCCUCCGAGGACCACGAGCUGCUCCUGAACCGCUUCCUGCCCUACAGCACCGCUGCCGCAGGCUCCGCCUCCUCCGCCGCCUCCCAGCUGUUCCUCGACCAAUCGGGCGGCUCUGGGGGCGGGCACUUCUCCGCCCCGCCCACCAACGGCAGCAGCAGCAGCAGCAGCAGCAGCAACACGGGAGGCGGCGGCGGCGGCGGCGGCGGCGGCGGCGGGAGCCUCGGCUGCCUGCGGGACGCGUCCUCCUCGUCCACGCACUCGUCCACGCACUUGUCCUCGUACGCACACGCGCAGUCGCACGCGCACCCCGGGGUGUUGGUGGGCCGGGGCGGGGCCGAGGCCAGCACGGCCAUUUACGGCGGCAUACCGGACAUCAUCUCACUGGACUGACUGGCCUAGCGCCGGGAAGGAGGAAGGGCCACCCGUUCCUCCCCCCCCCCCCCUCCCCCCCCAUCCCCACCCCUUCGGACCCGGCAUGUCCCCCACUAUUGAUGCUCUGCUGGUUGGUGAUUAGGCCAAAGGCGGAGCACCGGGCACGGGGGCGCGUUAGCGUUGUGGAGGGACCGCUCCACGCAGACACACUGCGGAGGGGCCGUCCGACCGGCCGUCCGACCGCCAGGCAGCCGAGCGACCUACAGGGCUGUCUGGCGAGACCGAGGGACGCACGGCGUUGGUCAGAAGGAGUGCUCGCUGCUGAUGACGAAGGCCUGGAGGAGUGGGGAGGGAGGUCCCCCCGUGGGACUCGAGAGCAAACGCGGUGGAGUCGGUUAAUUGGCUCCAUCGGCAAACUGACCUCACAACAGUGACCUCAGCACGGUAUGAAGGAAGUCGUGUCCGGGAGGCGGAACCCAGGUCACCGCUGGACCGGUACCGACACAGACCACGCCCCACCCCCAACACAAGCAAAAGUCACAUCAACUAGUAAAAGAGGAUGGUUCUUUUUUAUAUUUAAUAGCAACUGGCGGGGUGGAGCUACAGUAUGUACAGAAAAUACAAAUCUAUUUUCCUUCAUUACUUUUGUACAUUCAUUCGAGACAUUUUCCCGUGUAGUUACCUUGAUUAUUAAUGCAGACUAUAAUUGAAAGUGCUUAUAUAUACGUUUGCCAACAUCCAUAAAACAAUACUAUUAAUCUCUGUUUUUCCCUCAGUUUUGCUCUUCUUUUUUGUUUUCUUCUUUGUUGCUAUUAUAAAUUGAGAGUCGUUUUUUUUAUUUUUUUUCCUAGUUGUACCCAGUUGCUACAGAACCUGACUACUGUUUAUUCAUGUACUAAUAAUUUUAUUAAGUUGUUAAAUUAUGUAUUAUAUUGACGACAAAGUUACAUAUGCAUUCCCUUAAGACUCCUACAUUUGUUUGGAGUGCACUGUUUGGAGUGCACACAUGGAUUUUUUGCAGUUUUUCUUUGUUUAUUCGCUUUUCCAUCUUCCUCUAUUUUCUUAAUUAAUUCCCAAAUGCUUGAACGUUGUGUCCUCAUUUACUAUUUAAGAGCAUUUAAGAGUUCGGAACAUUUUGUUCCCUCUUUGAGCUUCAUACCUUUUUUUCUUUUUGGACCUUUGCAACAGGAAAUUGGUAUAAUGACUUAGUUAUUUUUUUGACCAAUGCCAAAAAUGACAGAUGCUAUCUAUGAAGGAAGGUCUUGCGGAGGGAAGUCCAAUCCUUGUGCCACAGUGUUUUCUUUAUUUGUUUUGCAUGCAUAUCUUCCACUUGUAUUGGGGAGUUUGUGAGGCAUGUGGAGGGGCUCAGGCCCAGAGGUGUGCGCUACUUCCUGUCUGUAUAAGGGCUUAGGGCCCCAGCCGGGGGGGAGGUCGACCAAAAGAAACCGGUGCCUGCUCGUUGGCACACUCGGCACUAGUGCGGUUGUGGAGUAAAUGUUGUCAUGGUGACAAAAGAAAACAGAACACAACAAGGAAUGUCUUACAGGUUGACGAACCUCUGUUCACUCACACACUUUACCGGCACAUCUGCUCAAGUUGGACGGGAAGGCUCCAGUGAGGACAAGAAUGAUAGACAAUAGACACUGGGGGUUGUUGGAAGGAGGAGCGGAGCAGCAGGGCCACAGCUUGUCUUAGAAAACAGAACACACACACACCACACACACACACACACACACACACACACACACGCACGCACAGUCUCCAGAACCAAAGAACCCCAUGGUGUGAGCAGCAAUGUGGCUCAAAGAUUAGGAGUUGGACAGAGACUUGUUGUCAACUGUAGACAUGAAUGCUUUGAAGGUUUCCUGAACACACAGGGUCUGCUUGUACUGAAUGUACCUUGUUUUUUUUGUUAUUUUGUUAUAGGGAGGGGUGAAGGGGAUCUUAAGUCACCACCAACUAUUCCGAAGGGUUUCGUCUUUCUGUAGAGGUAUCAAGUUGAAUUAGUCUGAUCAGGCCACUCGCCGCUCCUCCCCCCGCCACCCCUUCCCUGGUGACCUCCACACUCAACCAGUCUCCAUAAGUCUCGCCCCCGCCCAUUGCACUUUGACAAAGUCCAAGACCGCCUGCAAUGUCAAGCCAAGCCCCCCGAAUUAGUGUUAUCACCCCGCCAUAAUACCUUCUGACAGUCACCUGACCCCUCUCUCCCUUUGUCCCUCUCCAAACCUGUAGACACUUUGUCACUAUCCUCCCCUCGUCCCUUGUCCCACAAGAAAUCGGGCUCAUUUUCACCUCACUGCAUCCGCCAUUUCUCUCCCUAGCAGCUCUCCAAACGUCAGUUUCUCUCUCUCUCUCUCUCUCCCCCCCCCCCCCCCCCCAUCCUCCACCUCGCCUGCCUGACUUAUUGUUUAGAUUAGCUACAUAACCGCACUGCUACUCCCCUCCAACCCAAGUCCUUGUGUAGUGUGCAGUAUUUUAUUUAUUUUGUAAUCUAUAUAUAUAUAAUUAUUAUUAUUUUUAUAUAACGUGGUUGAUUCAGUGGAUGAUAAGUAUGACUGAUGGUCGUAGAGCUACUGUGAUGGGGACGUUAUAUGAUUUUUAUAUCAUGUUGAUGUGUUUUUUUUAUGUGUGCAUCUCUCGCUAGGUAGCGCGGAUGCUUCAUUCAAUCAUUUCCCAAUAUAUUAUCCCAUUUGGAGAUAAGUCUCUCGGAGCACGACCGCAGCGGCGUCAGAGAGUUUUAAUAUUUGACGAAAGCGAUCGCAGAUUCAUGCUCAUGGCGAUUUUAUUUAUUCGAACGGCUUCACUAGUCUCCACUGUUCUCUACGUCACUUAAUGUCACCACCGUGGCAUCUUCAAUUCCUAUGGUCAAAUGGAGAAAGACGGAACAACUUGGUUAAAAAGGGGCCGAAAUGCUAUCUAUUUAAUGUGGUGCAUGUCCUCAGAUAUUACGGGCUGUGCAAGAGGAAAGUGAAGGAAUAGUGCCAUUUGUAUCAGCAGUAACUGUGUAACUCUGGGCAACACAGAGUUACUCAGGUCUGCAGGCAAUGGUGACGGAAAAAAAAAACACUCAGUUUGGUGGAUGCCAGUGUCACCUUAGCUAAAGGGAAUAGUCAACUAUGUGUAUUUGUAAAUGUAUGGAAACUGCAGUUGUCUAAACGUGGGAGUUUGAUGUCUGUUCGUCUGUAUGCUCUUUGUCUGUCCAUCGAGAGUGAGAGAAAUGAAUUUAUAUAUUUUUUAGAAAAUGAAAGCUACUUUUAAAAACCAAGGACUUUGGCGAUUUAAGAGUCCCAUUUUACAGAAACGAUCUGGAAAAAGUCUGACUCUCGUCGAUAUCUGCACUCACUGCCUUAAAUCCACAGGUUCCGUUUUCAUAGCUUCAACCCGGGGAAAUCAAAAGGCUUUUCAAGAGAGACGAGGAUGACAUGGUGUACAGUAGACUGUUGUCAGUUUGUAUUAUGCUAAGUGGAAAAAAUAUUUAUUACCUGCAUUGGAAGAAAUUGUUUACUUUUAAUUGAUUGUCUUCUGUUUAUGUAGAAAAAUUUAGAUGUAAUAAAAUGCAUUCGAUUUUC